AUGGCGGCCAACCCGACUUCGGAUCGGCAGCUAAGCUGGCGGUUUUUGCCUUGCAGCUCCACGAAACGGCGGCGUAUACAUUCAAUAGAAGUAAACUCUUCUCCUCCUCCGACGACGAUCGUUCAACUGGGAGACGAUGUCCUCGUCGAAAUCCUGAUUCGCCUCCCAAACCCCAGAUCCGCCUGUAGCUGCAAAGCCGUCUGCAAGGGAUGGAAGUUCCUUAUCUCCGAUCCAAUUCGGUUCAACCGCCGUUUCGUUUCCCACCACCAGAGCAAGAACCGACAACCUAUUCUCCUUCUACCCUCAGACGACCCGCAAGCGAUUAUCACGAGCUUUAUCCCCAUGACUACUCCAUUUACCCAACGCUCCUUCGCAAUAAUGGAUUCUUACAAGGACUUGGUUCUAUGCGGGUUUGCGGAUGCGGCGCCCGUCACUAACUACAGCGAUUUGGUCACAGAAUUGUACCGAUCGUACUUUCUCUGCAAUCCGUUUACCAAGCAAUGGGUCGCCCUCCCUUUGGCGCCAGAAAUGCCAAUUGACUGUGGGCACUACUUUACAAGGUUAGUUUGUGAACCCCUGAUUUCUAAUGAUCUUGAUCUAGGAGAGGAGCAAGUGUUUGCUUAUUCUUCUGAGUAUCGAUUUCGAGUGGUGUGUCUAUACCGGCAUGCUGGGUGCACAAAGAUAAAUAUGUUCUGUUCGGAUACUGGGGAAUGGACGAAGGACAUUCUUGUUCUUCGUGAGCAUUGUCAAUUUGCAACCAAGAAUGUAGUUUCCUGCAACAGGGAGGUGUUUUGGUGUUAUUAUGGCUUUCCAAACCAAGAUCCUGGUGCUGUGCAGCACGCGAUGAAGCCUUUAAUUGCUGCUUUUAAUCCUUUCCGGCCGGAUGUACCUCCCACUACUAUUGAACCUCCAACACUAGUCUUUGGGAAACCUGGGUGGGAUAUUUCAUUCUCGCAAGGUGCCAUGCACGUGAUUGUAUUUGAAGAUCGAAUUGAACCGGGUUGUUCACAGAUUGCGUCGAGUGUGUGGCGAUUGGAAGAAGACCGUAAGUCUUGGGGGAAAGUAUGUGAUGGGUUAUUGAAGGGACCAAGGUUGUGUGAACUUCGCACCUACGUUCGGCCUUGUAUGCAUCCAGAGAAGCCACAAGUCUUCUUCCUCCGUCAUUCUGAUGCUACAGGUGAGGUUUUUGCCUUGUCCUGCGAUUUGGGGGCAGGGGUAGAGCUGGAGCUCUUCGCUGAAGGAAGAGCAUUCUUAACUUACUGGAAUUUGUUCCGAGCUGAGCUCUCUUGCUGGCCGACUUUGAUUCCGAGGUACAAGCAGCUGCGAGUUUUGUAUGAUGGAAGCUACAGCUGUUGGGUUCAGAUCAGCAAGGAACAUGUACCAAUUUCUCCAAUAGCUGGUACUUACUUCAGAGCAACAAGGCUUGACAAUUUCGAGUGA
Messenger RNA from Linum tenue, 1440 nucleotides. The record is from the annotation of a GenBank genome assembly. NCBI's taxonomy places the organism in Eukaryota, Viridiplantae, Streptophyta, Magnoliopsida, Malpighiales, Linaceae.